AUGUCGGUGCUGUACUUGGCGGUGAUGAGCGGAUCUUUGCCAACCGUCAGAUCGAUAACGACCAGGUGCGGCAACGCGUCGUCUGCCGGCCUGAGCUCACAGAAUGCUCUGCACGCCGCCGUUUUCCAGGGCUCAGAAAUGGUGAGGCUACUACUCGAGUGGACGCCAUGUGGCCCAUCCCUGGCUAGCCAAGCCGACGACACCGGCAGCACUCCACUUCAUUUCGCCUCGUCCACCGGCGACCACCUCUCCGUCGUAGGCGCCAUCCUACGCGCCGUGCCGCCGUGCGUGGUGCGCAUGCGGGACUCCGGCGGCCUCUCCGCUCUCCAUGUCGCGGCGGGGAUGGGCCACGACCGCGUCGCCGAGUCGCUGAUCAAGGCCUGCCCCGACGCCGCCGAGCUCCGGGACGACCACGGCGGGACCUUCUUGCACGCCGCGGCCAGGGGAGGCCAGCUCAAGGUGGUGCGGCUGGCCAUCAAGAAACGAACGCUGCGCGGCCUCCUGAACGCACAGGACGGGGACGGCAACACGCCGCUCCACCUGGCGGUGGCCGCGGGCGCGCCGGCCGUUGCGGAGGCCCUGAUGGGGAAGGGCAAAGUGCGGGACGACGUCAUGAACAAUGACGGCCAGACGCCGCUAGACCUCGCUGUGAGAUCGACCAGCUUCUUCUCCAUGGUCAGCCUGGUGACGACGCUGGCCGCGUUCGGAGCGCAGUCCCAUCCCAAGAGGCGGGACCGCGUGCAGCAGUGGGACGGCCGCGAGAUAACGAAGGCGAUAGAGAAGACGUCUGACAGCCUCGCGGUGAUCGCCGUCCUCGUAGCCAGUGUCGCCUUCACCGCCGCCAACAGCCUGCCCGGCUCAUACGAGCAGAGCGGCGGCGGCACCAAUCCCGAGGGGAAGGAGGUCAUCAAAGGCAUGGCGGUCCUUCAACAUGAGCCCAUCUUCAAGUGCUUCCUCAUCCUGGACAGCUUCGCCUUGGUGACCUCCGUGCUCGCGGUUGUCCUGCUCCUCUACGGCAAGGCGUCGCGCUCCGCCGGGUCGUGGAAGAACUUCGCGGCGGCGCUGCACUGCCUGUGGCUGUCCCUGGUGAGCAUGGUCCUGGCGUUCUACGCGGCCCUGGCCGCCGUCACGAGCACGGCGGCUGUCCGCGGCAUCGCCUACAACAUCAUACACAAUGCCCUUUUCGUGCUGUUGGCCGUGGUCUCGCACUUUGUCAGCCCUCGGGUGUCGUCCCGCAUGCUAUCCAAGUACCUGUGGCAAUGUGGCUCUAGAGGACGUCGCAGUGUCGUCGUGCAGCAAUAUCCACUCGUCGGCGCUUUCGUGCGCAACCUGAUUCUGUUCAGGGUUGCAAAUUGUGUUGUAGUGCUUGUGCUUGUGGGCGUUACCACGGUCUUAGCACUUCGGUGA
This is a messenger RNA of Triticum turgidum subsp. durum (durum wheat), 1407 nucleotides long. The record is from the annotation of a GenBank genome assembly. Lineage: Eukaryota; Viridiplantae; Streptophyta; Magnoliopsida; Poales; Poaceae.